This is a messenger RNA of Talaromyces stipitatus ATCC 10500, 1828 nucleotides long. RefSeq names its product 1,3-beta-glucanosyltransferase Gel2. Gene Ontology annotation, biological process: fungal-type cell wall (1->3)-beta-D-glucan biosynthetic process. Gene Ontology annotation, cellular component: cytoplasm; fungal-type cell wall. The transcript is spliced from 4 exons. The record is from RefSeq and is a predicted model, not a curated record. Bases 211 to 1650 code for a protein of 479 amino acids. Gene Ontology annotation, molecular function: 1,3-beta-glucanosyltransferase activity. NCBI's taxonomy places the organism in Eukaryota, Fungi, Ascomycota, Eurotiomycetes, Eurotiales, Trichocomaceae.
GUCUCAUGUAUCCUCCUGCCAUCAAUCGCUCUUUCUCUGUAUUAUUUUUAUUCAAUAUUCUUUCUCGUCCCUCGUUCGUCGUUUAGCGACUCCGUCUAUUUCUUUGCGCUGUCUGCGCUGCCGUUCUCUACCAUCUUCUAAUCUCCAAUACCCGAUACUAUUUCUGUUUGAUACCACGUAUUUUCAUCACAAUAUCGGAAUAUCGACACCAUGGUUGCAUCCUACGCAAAAAUCUUCGCUGCCGUGUGCGGUUUGGCUUCCACCGCCGCUGCCGUUAACCCCGUCACUGUCCAAGGAAAGGACUUUGUCGAUACUGUCACCGGCGACCGUUUCCAGAUUGUUGGUGUCGACUACCAACCUGGUGGUUCAUCUGCCUUCAAGGGUACGGCCGACCCUCUGAGCGACAAGGACAGCUGCUUGCGCGACGCUGCCAUCCUGCAAUACCUUGGCAUCAACACUAUCCGUGUAUACAACCUGGCUCCCUCCGCUAACCACGAUGAGUGCGCUUCCAUCUUCAACGCCGCCGGUAUUUACAUGAUCCUGGACGUCAACUCUCCCCUGGACAACGGUUCCCUCAACCGCGGUGCUCCUUGGGAAUCCUACAACCCCAUCUACAUGGCCCAAGUGUUUGGUGUCAUUGAGGCGUUCAAGAACUACCCUAACACCGCUGGUUUCUUCUCCGGUAACGAGGUCAUCAACGAGGACAGUGUUGAGCUGGUUCCCAACUAUAUCCGGGCUGUUCAACGUGAUAUGCACGACUACAUCAGCAAAAACUCCAACCGUUCUAUCCCCGUCGGUUACUCCGCCGCCGAUGUCCGACCCCUCUUGGUUGACACUGCCUACUACUUGUCUUGCAACCUUUCCAACUCCACCAAUUCUCGUUCCGACUUCUUCGGUCUCAAUUCGUACUCGUGGUGCGGUGAUGCCACCUACCACUCUAGCGGCUACGAUGUGCUCACUCAGGAUUUCGCUAAUAUCUCUAUGCCUGUUUUCUUUUCCGAGACUGGUUGCAACAACGUCAAGCCUCGUGUUUUCAGCGAGAUUCAAGCCAUCUACGGUCCCGACAUGUCUCAGGCUCUCUCUGGCGCCUUGGUGUACGAGUACAGCCAGGAGGCUAACGACUACGGUCUUGUCAGCAUCAACAGCAACGGAUCCGUUACCCUCCUUAUCGAUUUUGAGAAUUUGAAGAGUCAAUACAACAAGCUUGAUUUUGGCUCUAUUACCGCACACAACUCCAGCCAAACUUCCAUCAAGGCUCCUACCUGUGAUCCUAAGCAAAUCACAUCCAACAUCACCAAGAGCUUCGAUGUCCCCGACCGUGUUGCCGGAAUUGACAAGAUGAUCCAAAAUGGCGUUACUACCAACGUCUCUGUUGGUGCCUUGGUUUCCGUCUCCUCCACCAAGAUCAGCCAGACUGUGUAUGACUACAAGGGCAAUGUUGUUUCUGGUAUUCAGUUGAAUGUUCUCGACAAGGGCGCUGUCAACACACCCAGCAACUCUAGCACUGUGACAUCUAGCUCUCCUUCUGGAACGAGCACUGGUACUAGCGCCUCUGCUUCGUCUACCGGCAAGGGUGCUGCCAGUUCAGUCCGCGUAAAUGCUCUUACGGGUCUUGGUGCUAUGGCUGCCGUGGCAUUCUUCGCUUUGUAAACAAUUUUGCCUUUUCGAUUCGUGAUUCAUUUUGGUGAAACCAGGCGUCAGUUAUGCUCGAAUGGGAGUGAUUCUUGUAUAUGUCUUGGUUGUACAACCCUAGUAGCGUAUAUCACUUUGUAGUUUUACUGAAGCUUAUGUUCUUAUGCUUGAUCAAUGCAUCCAUCAUUCAUGCUAC